AUGACGCGCCAAAAGAAUCAGCAGGACUGCGCCAUCGCAACUGGUCCCGAGCCCAUAGCGAUUGUAUCCAUGGCGUGUCGCCUUCCCGGUCACUGUCUGUCUCCAGGGUCGCUUUGGGAAUUACUCCUGGAGGGACGCAUCGCGAUGUCCAACUCACCACCAAACUCGCGCUUCGACAUCAAUGGUCAUUUCGAUGGGUCGCGAAAGACUCACACCAUGGUUUCGCCCGGCGGAAUGUUCCUUGAAGACAUCGACCUGCACGGCUUUGAUGCGCAGUUCUUCAAUUUGAACAGAACCGAGGCUAUUGCCAUGGAACCACAACAACGCCAGCUAUUGGAAGUCGUGUACGAAUGCCUUGAAAAUGGCGGUAUAACCCUUGAGGACAUAUCUGGCAAAGGAAUUGGCUGUUUCGUAGCUAGCUAUGCAGUUGACUUCCAAGACAUUCAGGCCCGGGAUCCGGCAAACAGAGCCGAUGAUAUCGCCGUGGGUGUUGGUCGCUCCAUUCAGAGUAACCGGAUUAGCCACUUUUUGAACAUAACUGGUCCGAGGCAGGUGGCUCUCCAAUGCUCGUUCCACGGAUCCCUUAGAGGAACCGUCUCUGAAUCUGGAAGAUGCCACACGUUUGACGCGAAGGCCGAUGGUUACGUCAAGGCCGAGGCUGUCAACUGCAUCUUCAUCAAGCGACUCAAAGACGCGGUGCGAGACGGUGAUCCCAUAAGGGCCGUUAUUCGGGGUACCUCUUCCAAUAGCAAUGGCCGGACUCCUGGCAUUGCUAGUCCUAGCUCUGAAUCCCAGGCAUCAGCUAUCAGGGCCGCGUAUGCUUACGCCGGCAUAUCGGACUUUCGAACCACGAGCUUUUUGGAAUGCCACGGUACCGGAACUCAAGCUGGAGACCCUAUCGAAGCAAAUGGAGCUGGGAUGGUCUUUGCUGCAUCACGCGAUGAUGACGAACCCCUCAUCAUCGGUUCAAUAAAGAGCAACGUUGGACACUCGGAGAAUGCAGCUGGUAUCUCGUCACUCCUCAAAGCUACCAUGGCCGUUGAGUCAGGCCUCAUUCCCGGCACCCCAUCUUUCAUCACACCAAAUCCCAACAUUGACUUCAGAAAGCUUCGUCUGCUCGUAUCGAGAUCAGCGUUGAAAUGGCCGGAGUCCACAGACUCAUAUCGACGCGCUAGCAUCAACUCGUUCGGCUUCGGCGGUACCAAUGCCCACGUCAUCAUCGACUCGGCAGAGCAUUUUAUGAGAGAUCGAAACAUCCAACCUACGCUGGAACAUUCAAUAUCCUAUUGCCGUGAACUUGAUAGUUUCUUUGACGAAGUCAGUGAUGGUGAUGUCGAGAAACAUACGCCAGCAAGAGGGCCUUUUCGAGUUCUUGUCUUUUCCGCUGCCAGACUGGACUCUGUCAAGUCUUAUCUAGCAAGCCUGCGCGCACAUUUGACCAACCCAAGCGUGCGUAUGAAGAUGUCUGACCUCGCCUACACCCUGUCAGAUCGAAGAACGAGGCACUACCACCGGGCGUUUGACAUCGUGCCGAACAGUGAGUCUGUCAGGAGCGAUCAUGUUAAUCCUGAUACUGUCACAUUCGGCACGAAGGCUGCGCAGCCGCCAAGAAUUGGGUUUGUAUUCACAGGACAAGGAGCACAGUGGCCACAAAUGGGCCGCGAUUUGCUUGACUCUUUCCCCCUGACCGCCGGCCGUAUGAUCAGGAGACUAGAUGCUGCCCUCCAACGCCUCCCCGCCACCGUUAGGCCCAACUGGUUACUCCUCGGGGAAUUGACUGAAGAGAGAACACCAGAACAUAUGCGCCUGCCCGAGUUCGCGCAACCACUGGUCACCGCUCUGCAACUUGCAAUCGUGGAAGUUCUCACAUCUUGGGGCAUUUCCCCUCGAGCUGUUAUUGGCCACUCGUCUGGUGAGAUUGCAGCCGCUUGUGCUGCCGGAUUUCUUACUCCGGAAGAAGCAAUUGCAGUCGCAUAUCUUCGUGGAUAUGCGGCAAAAGGAACGCCGCAGUCUUUGGAGCCUCUGGGCAUGAUGGCGGUUGGACUCAGCGCCCACCAAGUCCAGCCGUACUUGGACAGAUUCCGCCGACGUGGAAAUGCAGACGUACCGCAAAUCGCUUGCUACAACAGUCCAUUAAGCGUGACGCUUGCUGGCACCGUUACAGCUCUACGUUUAGCCGGAGAGGCGAUCAACGCUGACGGUUACUUUACGCGCCUGCUGCAAGUUGAUUUGGCCUACCACUCGUCCCACAUGGCAGACAUUACUAAAACAUACGAGAGGCUAUUAACGGGCGCCAUGGACUGGGAGAAAAAAUGCGGACGAUCAAAUUCAGCCAACAUGUACUCAUCGGUGAUCAACGCAAUUCUGGGCUCUGGCACGAACCCUGACGUGGCAUACUGGGAGGCGAACAUGGUGUCGCCGGUUCGAUUCAAUGACGCAUGUCUAGAAAUGAUGAAGGACAGAGAAAAUGGCGCGGAUUUCUUGGUCGAGAUCGGCCCAAGUGACGCGCUUGCGGGCCCUAUUGAACAGAUCCGGAAGACAUUACCGGAUGGCGGCGCAAAUGUUACAUACACCUCGGCAUCAAAGCGCGGCGCAAAUAAUCUGCGUGCUCUCUACUCUGUCGCUGGUCAACUUUUCAUCAGAGGUGGGGAGGUGUCCCUGUUGAGGGUGAAUGCCAGUGAGAUUGCCGAAGGGGACACUCUCAGCAGACCAUCACUCAUUGUCGACUUGCCCAACUAUGCCUGGAACCGGUCAACCAAGUACUGGCACGAGAGCCAUGCAAGCCAAGAAUGGCGUUUCAAGAAAUUCAUCCAUCACGAUUUGCUUGGCAGCAAAGUUCCCGGAACGGCCUGGAACAUGCCAACAUGGAAGAACAUCCUGAAGUUGUCGGACCUCCCGUGGCUUAGUGACCACAAAAUCGGCUCGGACGUUGUCUUCCCUGCAUCGGCAUACAUCGCCAUGGCUAUCGAGGCAGUUCAUCAAUCAAUAUUGGUUUCUACGACAAAGGAUGGAAGGAACCAGAUCAACUGUGAUGAUUACCACUAUCAAUUGAGGGAUGUCAAAUUUUCAAAGGCGCUUGUGCUUGACGAGUCAGCCGAUGCUCAUAUAAUGCUCACCCUCAGUCCGUCACAGAGCCUUAAGUCAACUUGGCGAAGAUUCGAGAUCAUGUCAACCGCAAGCUCAGAUGUUCUACAUACUACCAAUCACUGUAGUGGCUUUGUUCGCUUACGCAAGGGCCAUUUCAAGAAUACACCCGCUGCACCGGAUGCUCUGACAAUGCCCUUAAAAUGCGCCACCCCAGGAAAAUUGUGGUACAACUCGAUGCGGGAUGCUGGAUACGGCUUUGGGCCAAAUUUCCAGAACCAUCUUGAGGUUGAGGCAAUCUUGGGCCAAGAGAAGAGCCGCUCGUUGGUGGCGCUCAAGGUUCCACCUUCCAAAUGGAAGCAGUCUCACUAUCCACUGCAUCCGGCGGCUAUGGAUGGCUGCUUCCAGAUAGUUUUGCCGUCUCUCUGGCGAGGUGACAGAAGCAGUAUCAACAAGCUCUUAGUUCCUGCAGGUAUAGACAGCCUGCACGUCGCCGUCUUUCCGCGAGACAGACACCCUGACAUCGGUCUUGCUCUUGGGGCGCGAAAGUACCUCGGCCGUGGCAGAAUUGAUGACCAGGUCCAUUUCGCUUCAUACUCGUCGGUUUACUGCCCAGCUACUGGCGACGCGAUUUUUGAUAUGAAAGGUCUCAGGCAUCACGAACUGGAGAUUCCCAACAGUUCUGCCGCGCCAUAUCCCUUCACUCGACUCGAGUGGAAACCCGACUUUGAACUCUUGAGAGACGGUGAAGCCAUCCGCGUGGCCGUCAGAAGAGCAGAUGACAUACAAAAGUCACCACUACAUGCAAUCCUUGACUUAAUAGCGCACAAAUUACCAGAGCUGUCUGUGCUGGAAGUCAACCUAAUUCAAGGCGAUACCACAAGUGUGUGGCUGGAUCAACCAGGGCCAGAGAAUGCUACGCGCGCUGCAUGCAAAGCAUAUCACUUUAUGAGCAAAUACCCAGAGAAUGUCCUUGGUGCAGAGAAGUUGUACUCGAGCAACAAUAGUGCCAAGAUGGCUGUGUCGGACCCCAGUGACAGCAACUUUGAACGCCCAACGGAGACCUUCGAUCUCGCUAUUGUGAAAUCACCGCCGAUCUCCAGCGACAAAUUAGCCGUUCUUUGCAAUAAUAUCGUUGGUGUUGUUGCCGAGAGGGGGACGGUGGUAUUUGUCCUGAUGUCAGAGCCACAGAGUGCCGCAACUGAGGCUAUAGAUAUCUUGCCGACGUCAUCGGGCGCUUCUGUCUCAACCGCAUUGUUCUUCGAGGAGUCCGAACGUUUCAACACGCGAUACGUCUAUCAAACGGAGUGCGAGACAGUUUUUGUAUUGUCCCUCCCAAGUGCUGUCACGGCCAGCGGUGGAGAAUGCACGAUUGCUCAUCUUCCUGGCACGGAAACGUCCGAGGCCAUCACCGAGAUCUGUCAGCAUUUGAGUGGGAAAGGCUGGAAGAUUGACGACCAUGGGUCAUGUUUAGAUUCUAUUCGGCCCGGAAGUCUCGUUCUUGUUCUGGACGAGCUCAUGACACCAGUUCUCACUACUGCUAACGAAGCGCAAUGGGAUGCCCUCAGAGCAUUGGUAGCAAAGGAAUGCAACAUGGUUUGGGUUACGCAGGGCUCCCAGAUGACUGUAACCAACCCGCACGCUUCAGUCACCCAGGGCCUUUUCCGAAGCAUUCGAUCUGAAGAGCCGCUGCUCAACAUCAUUACGCUCGAUGUCGAAUCCAGUGCUUGUGUUGCGGCUGGGACAAUCUCUACAGCUAUUGAUUCCGUCCUCCAGCAGGCUCAGAAGAAGCCGGCUCAUAAGAGAAAUGACUUCGAGUAUGCUGAACGAAAAGGCAUCCUCCAUAUACCCAGAUUUCUUCCAGACGAGAAAUUGAACAACUCUCAAAUGCAGGACACACCUACUGCACUAGCUGACCUUCAUGGCUCGAAGUCUACCAUCCGUUUGGUUACCGGCACGCGCGGCCAUAUCGAUUCUUUGCGAUGGGCAGAGGUUGGAAUGGAACUUGAGACACCCCUGAAGCCUGGGUACAUAGAGGUUGAGAUAUACGCAUCUAGUCUCAACUUCAAAGAUGUUAUAGUUGCGAUGGGGAUCAUCCCCGAGAACGAAAGCCUUCUCGGCCUUGACGGGGCUGGCAUCAUUACUCGCGUGGGACCGGGUAUUGCUGAUCGGCAUAUUGGCCAGCGAGUUGCAGUGUUCGAACGAGGUACGCUGGCUAAUCGUGUCAUCACACGUAGGGAGUACACAAUGGUUCUUACGGACAGCAUGUCCUUUGAAGAAGGAGCCAGCAUGCCUGUGGUUUUUAUCACAAGUAUGGAAGCUCUGCUCCGACUUGCUGGUAUUCGAAAAGGGCAGAAGGUCCUCAUUCACUCAGCUGCCGGUGGAAUUGGCAUUGCCAGCAUCCAGCUUUGUMAGUACAAGGGAUGCGAGGUAUAUACAACCGUUGGAUCACAGGAGAAAAGGGAGUUUCUCCAAAAGACAUUCAACAUUCCCAAUGACCAUAUAUUCUCCUCGCGAGACAUCUCGUUUGCUAGUCAAAUUCUGGCCGCAACCGACGGUUACGGUGUUGACGUCAUUUUGAACUCUCUCACUGGUGAGCUUCUGGAGGAGAGCUGGCGCAUCAUCGCCGCUGGGGGGGUUAUGGUCGAGAUUGGAAAGCAGGAUAUUCUCGAGCGCAGUACCCUACCCAUGGAGCCGUUCGCGCGGAAUGCCUCAUUCCGUGCUCUCGACUUAUCGCUCACAACCUUCUCCAAAGAAGUCAUCGGACAGCAUCUUGACCACCUCUACAAGCUUGUAAAACAGGGCGAUUUGAAGCCUAUCGAACCCAUCAAAAUUGUUCCGGUCAAAGAAAUUCGGGAGGCGUUUCGAUUACUCGGGAGCGGGAAACAUAUCGGGAAAUUAGUGAUUUCCAAUGGUAGCCCGGAGAACAGCACUCACGUUCCAGUUCAUCCACUUAAGCGAAGUUUGGCGCAAUGCUUGGAUGCUGAUGUUUCGUAUCUACUGGUUGGUGGCCUCAAAGGACUCUGCGGAAACUUGGCUGUCUGGCUUGCCAAAAACGGUGCCAAACAUCUAGCCGUUAUCACUCGUAGCGGCUACCAGGACGACAGAUCGCAGACGGUCAUCCGGGACAUUGAAGCCCAGGGAUGUGAAAUCAGCUUGCUCACGGGUGACGUGACACGCGAGGGUGACGUACGUCGCUGCUUUGCGACAGUCACUCCGCCCAUUGGGGGAAUUGUGCAAGGGGCGAUGGUGUUGAGGGACCGCAUGUUCGGCUCAAUGACACACCAAGAGUACCACGAGGCGCUCUCUUGCAAAGUCCAAGGAACUUGGAAUCUGCAUAAAGUCUCAGUGGAGCUCAACAUGUCACUGUCAUUCUUCACCAUGUUGUCCUCAAUCUCCGGAAUUGUGGGCCAGAAAGGCCAGGCUAACUACUCGGGUGCAAAUACAUUUUUAGAUUCAUUGGCAGUUUACAGACGCAGUCUUGGACUGCCCGCCUGCUCGGUCGAUCUGGGCAUUGUGGAGGGCAUUGGAUAUCUUGCCGAGCACGACAAUAUUUUUGAACUCGUUACAUAUCAGCAGGAGAAGGAUUCUACUCGGCAACCCAAUCCGCUCAGUGCGAGUCAAAUGGUUACUGGCAUUCGCAUUCCAAUCCCCAGCGACGCGGAAAUACUGCGGGACGCCCGGUUUUCAGGCCUGCACAUACUUAGCGGCCAAGAUGAAUGCAGGUCGAGAACCGGAUUUGACAAUGACGACAGAGAACUGCAGACUCUCCUCGGGGCCCUUCAGAGUAAGACGUCACACGCAAAUUCACUGCUCCCUACUGCAGUGAGGAUUGCAAAUGUCAAGUUCAGCAAGCUUCUUCGGCUAGCAGAACCUAUGGAUCCUAGUCGCCCCAUGAGCAUCUAUGGUUUGGAUUCACUGGUGGCGGUGGAGUUCCGCAACUGGGCGCGCACUACGUUAGGUGCAGAGCUUUCGACACUGGAGAUCACCAAUGCUUCGAGUUUGACGUCACUCGGUGAGAAGCUGAUUGCGAAAGCUCUUGCGGCGGCCGUUACUUAA
Aspergillus pseudoviridinutans is the source of this 7143-nucleotide messenger RNA. Its product is annotated as type I polyketide synthase. Gene Ontology annotation, molecular function: oxidoreductase activity; phosphopantetheine binding; fatty acid synthase activity. Gene Ontology annotation, biological process: fatty acid biosynthetic process; secondary metabolite biosynthetic process. Bases 1 to 7143 code for a protein of 2380 amino acids. NCBI's taxonomy places the organism in Eukaryota, Fungi, Ascomycota, Eurotiomycetes, Eurotiales, Aspergillaceae. The record is from RefSeq and is a predicted model, not a curated record. The transcript is spliced from 8 exons.